Molecule: messenger RNA, 4674 nt
Organism: Brassica rapa (field mustard)
Lineage: Eukaryota; Viridiplantae; Streptophyta; Magnoliopsida; Brassicales; Brassicaceae
Product: coiled-coil domain-containing glutamate-rich protein 1-like
Source: RefSeq, a predicted model, not a curated record
AUUUACUUACAGUUUAUCUUUUCUUAUAUUUUAUAUUUACUUAUUCUAAUAUUAUAAUAGAUUUUUAAUGUAAUAUAUUUUUGUAUUUUAUAUUUACUUAUUAUUUAUUUAACUAUACAUCUUUUAGAUAUAUGUUUAAUUUAGUUUUUCAUUUCUUAUAUUUUAUAUUUACUUACAGUUUAUCUUUUCUUAUUUUGUAUAUUUAAACAUUCUAAAUUUCUUGUUUUUAUAUCAAUGGUAAUAUUACGAUAUGUAUUUAGUGUAAUAAUUUUAUUUCUUAUACACUAUAUGUACUUAUUUAUUUUUUCUUAUAUUUUAUAUUUAAUUAUUCUAAUAUUUUGAUAAAUGUAUAAUAAAAUAUUUCUAUUUUUAUAAUGUGCAUUUAGUUAUUAUUUAUUUACUAUACAUUUUCAGAUAGAUAUUUAAUUUAGUUUUUUAAUUUCUAAAAUAUAUAUUUACUUAUUCUAAUUUUCUUGCUUUUAUAUCAAAUGAUAAUAUAACGAUAUAUGCCUUUUGUAUUUCUUAUAUUUUAUAUUUACUUAUUCUAAUAUUAUAAUAGAUGUUUAAUGUAAUAUUUUUAUAUUAUAUAUUUACUUAUUGUUUAUUUAACUAUACAUUUUCAAAUAUAUGUUUAAUUCAGUUUUUUAUUUUUAUAUUGUAUGUUUACUUACUGUUUAUCUUUUUUAUUUUUUAUUUAUUUAUUUUAAAUUUCUUACUACGUACGGGCACAAAAAUUAAUAUGCAUAUCUUAUGAUACUCUAAUAUAUACAAUAAUAUUGGUCGAAGAUCCAAUGAGGUAACUAAUCAGAUCCUCAAAAAAGUUUCCUACCUGAUAUACUGUUGUUAUAAUCUGAUCCAGUAAAAUGAUGUGGAUUCUCUAGUCUAGUGUUGUGUGAGAAGAAUUCACUCACUUGUACGCACAUCGUUUUAUCUUUUUGUUUUUGUUUUUAUUGGCUCUUCAUAUUUUGCAUAAUACUUGUGUUUAUGGUCCACUAAUCACGUGUUCACUCUAUUUCUAUACAUAAGCAUCACCAAAACAUGCAAAACUUCUAAAAAUUAGAACUUUUUGUUUGAAGAAUAUGCCUUUCUAAAGAUAAGCCAUAAAACUAAUUUUAAAUAGCUAAUUCUUUAUAUAGAGAGAAUGUACUUAUUUUUACCUCAUUUGCAAAUAUUAUACUAUGGUUUCUCUGUCUUUUUGAAGAAUUAAACUCUGAAAAAAAACAGAAUACUCAAGUUACAUCUUCUAUCUGAAUCAUGUUAAACAAGUCAAAUGAUAUUAAUUUGAACAGAAUAGAAAAAGAAUAUGAAUAGAAUAGUCAAAGACGUAUACUGAUUUUUGUUUAUAUACAGAAAAGUUGAGAAAAUUGAAUAUGAAACGAUGGAGAAAAAGAGAAAAAAAAAACAGUUAUGGAAAAUUAUAUAGUAGAAGAUGAAACAGGUUGAAGUCAUAUCAUGAUUUGAGAAGUUAUAUAUGACGUGAAACAGAUUCGUAGAUCAGAAGUUAUGUAGGAAAAAAAAUAUUUGAAGUGGUGAAAACUAAUUUUGAACGUGGGAUGAGAUCCUUUGAGAAAAUAUAGGAGUUUAGAUAUAUUUGAAGUUGCAAAUUUUGGAAAGGGGAAAUUUUACUUUUACACUUUGUUGAAUACCACUUUUCAAUUUUACCAUUAGUCUAAGGAUAUUUUCAGAAAUACCACUUUCAUUAAUGAGCAAAAGGCAAUAAUACCCUUACCUUAUCUUCUUCUCCACCAUCGGUUUCUCUCCUUCUCCUCGAGUCACCAUCGUCUCUCUCUCACCGUCGUCUCUCUCUCUCACCAUCGAUUUCCGGCGUCUCUCUCACCAUCUAGUUUCGGCGUCUCUCUCACCGUCUAGUUCCGUCGACUUUCUCUUACCGUCGACUUCUGGCGAUGAAAUCGAUUCAAAAUCUACAAGAUGUCAACUCCUAUACGUGAUUCACAACUUGAAACCUCUUCUGCAGAUCCGUUAUGUCUACGUAGGGACUCAACAAGGGCUCCGACAAUUACUGAAGUGUUGGAGGUGGAGAAGAAAAAUAAUGGUGUGGUUACUACAAUGUUUGGAUUCUCUGAGGAAUUCAAACAUUUGGUGAACCCAACACAUCCUGAUGAUAAGGACUUUGACAGUGUUGUACAACUAGUUCAACAAGGAUACAAAGUGAAGAAAAGCGAUUGGGAAGAAGGAUUUGUGGAUGUUUUCUUACAACAGAAGACGUUGGUCGACAAAGCAGGACAGAAAACAAAGAUGUACAGCAUAACCUCUAAGGAGCAAACACAAGAUGAAGAAGAACAACAAGUGGAAGCUGGUGCUGAAUUCGGCGACGGUGAUAAAGAAAGAGAAACAUCAAAAAUCAAUGAAGGGCAGACACUUGAGGAAGGAGAAGAAGGACAAAUGGAAGCUGAUACAGAAGUUGAGGAGCCCGUGCAAGUUGAAAGGCAGAAUGAAGAAGAGGAAAUAAGCCAUCAUAAUACUGUUUAGGAACAAAAGCAUAAGAAGAAUAAAGAGAAAAGAAAAGAUGAAGCGUAUGAGAAAGCUAAGGAGAAAUUUCAAGAUGAAGAUGGUUCCAAACUCGAUAAGUUAAUCCAAAUGCUUUAUGAUUUGAAUAAACGAGAAGAAGUAAUCGAGAAUGUCUUACGAUUGGUAAGCAAAUAACUUUACCAAGCACUUAUAAAUAUUUUCACAUGUUAUUUUCUUUACCUAUUAUGACAUGAUUUCUUGAAGGCACCUGAUGGUUAUGAGAGUCCAUGCAACUAUGAUGAUACAAAAGGUGCACCAAAUGAUGAAAAUGAAAAAGAAGAAAAUUCUGGUGGUAAAAGAAAUGCAACAGAUGAUGAAAAUGAUGAAGAAGAAAUUUCUGAUACACAACAACUGACGUUAGUGAAUAUUCUUGGGGAAAAUGAGAAUACAGAGAAAAUCACUCUAGACGAAGACACUGAAAAAAGUGAAGAAAAAAAAUGCAUGAAACAAAAGUUACAGUUACAAUUCUAAAAAAAGAGAAUAUAAAUGUUUAUAAAUUUUUUGAUAUUAAGCUUAACUAAUCUUAUCUUUUGUAGAUGACGUCAUCUACUCCAACAUUCACUACUCUAAACUUUGAUAUAAGAGUAUAAAAUUUAAUAUAUUUUAUAAGGCUUUGUAAAUUUUAAUGUAUAAAGCUUAAAAUUACAGUUUCUAAAUAAUUUGUUUACAGAUUACAUCGCCUAUAAAUAAUUUUUCGCAAGAGAUGAUUAAAACAUUUAUAAGCAUUAUCUAUGGAUUCAUAAACAACAAUGUAUUAAAAUUUAUUAAAAAUCACUUAUAAACCUUCGUAAAACUCAGAUAUACUAGUUUAUAAAGUAUUAUAUAAACUCAGAGAUGAAAUUUAAACACAAAAAAAUGAUAUGUAAAGGCUGAUAAAUAACUUAUAACCCCUUAUAUAUCUUAUAAUAAGAUUUUAGAAAGCAUUAUGAAAAUUAAUGAUAAAAAGUUUAAAAAGUAAAAUCGGUGAUAUAAAUACAUGCUACUGUUACCAUUGACACAAGUGCUUGGUUCCAUGCCUUUACUCGUUGAACUAGUCUAGUCCUUCAAUCUCUCUGAAGGUGAAACUGCUAGACCAAGUUCAGUGUUUUAUGUUUUACCAAGCAAAAUUCCCUCAUGUAUCUUACGUUUUGUGGGACACACAUUACAGAAACAAUAUUGGUAACCUUAGAAACUCAUGUUUUGUCAUCAACCGCUUUGUCAUCUUCCAUAGCGUUUCUUUUUCUUGUAAAAUGAUGAUUAAUAUUUCAUAAAUAAUGUGUGUUUUUCUAGAUAAGUUAUCAAUUGGUUAAUUUUAUGAAAUAAUCAGGAAAUGUCUGUUCUUCUUCCUAGAAUCAUCCUCUUGAUGGCUCAUGUGAUGAAGAUCAAGAUAUGUUUUGUUUUCAUGUUAAAAGGAAGCAUGUGAAGAACAUUGGGCAUAUAGUAUAACAGGGUUGCAACAGAGAGUCUAACAGAUAAGUUAUUUGGGACUUUUAUCUUCAUUACGGAUAAGAUCUUAUUGUAACAAAACAGAACAAAUCCACAUGUUGUUUCCUUUCCAAGCCAUCCAAAACACAACAAAACAGCAGGGACGCUCACUUCACUUCUCUGUGGUUUCUUAUACUAUGAUGGAAAACCAACAAUCUCAACUUAAAUGCAAUAGCUAAUUCUUUCCAGAGGUUUCCACACUUGUCUCUAGUCCUGCCUCACGUACCUAUGAUUACAAAAGUGGAUAUCUCUUUGGUAAUAUUAAGAAGCAAAAAGUAAUUCAAAAAUCAGUAAUAAUAGUUAACAAACUAUUUCAAAGUCUAUAAAUCUAUUUAUAAAAGUCUAUAAAGCCAGUUACAAAAAGUUUAUAAGAGUUUAUAAAAUCUUUUAUAAAUAUACAAAUGAUUUUAUAAGAGUUCAUAAAUCAUUUUAUAAGGUUAAUUAAUAAGAACUUAUAAAGAGAUUAUAAACCUUUUAUAAAGGUUUAUAAAUAUUUGUAGAAGUUUAUAUAGGUUUCUAAAAUGUUAAUUAACGGUCUAUAACAAAGAUUUAUAAAAAAUAAUUAUAAAGAUAUAAUUUAUAAAAGUUUAUAAAGAUUUAUAAAAAAAAUUAUUCAUAGUUUAUAAACCAUUUAUAAAGGGUUAUAAAUAAAAUAUAAAGGCUUUAUAAGAAUUUAUAAAA